Parathielavia appendiculata is the source of this 1221-nucleotide messenger RNA. Its product is annotated as casein kinase II, regulatory subunit. The coding region runs from base 394 to 1221 and encodes 275 amino acids. Gene Ontology annotation, cellular component: UTP-C complex; cytoplasm; protein kinase CK2 complex. Gene Ontology annotation, biological process: regulation of transcription by RNA polymerase III. The transcript is spliced from 4 exons. The record is from RefSeq and is a predicted model, not a curated record. NCBI's taxonomy places the organism in Eukaryota, Fungi, Ascomycota, Sordariomycetes, Sordariales, Chaetomiaceae. Gene Ontology annotation, molecular function: protein kinase regulator activity.
UUUUUUGAAGGUUUACCUUGCUCACAGAUCUCAACCUUUCCUUCCGAGAAAGUUUUAUAACCCCAGGAUGGCACGAGACAUGUGUUGUUACACAGUGAGCCAGCUUAACAGAUUGUGGAGCAGAGUUCCUCAGUGUAGGGCACCCCACCAACAAGGCACAAUUCCAGCCGCCGCCCGCCUUGCCAACACCAUCAACCACCUCCAGAUUGUGUGGGCUACGCCGACCACCCCAUAUCCGCCGCCCACGAUCUCGACCAUUGAGGAUACUUGUUUUUCCACACAGUCUCCCCCUUGAGCACUGUCAAUUCUGCAGUCCAACCUGUUCCUGGCUCCCAGCUCUGUCCUUUCUCCGCAUCAUAUCGCAACCCAACUGCGCCCAGGCACUCGUGAACGAUGGAUGACUAUGGGACCGAGUCCGAUAGUGACUACACCAGCUACUGGCGAGAUUGGUUCAUUUCGUCCCGGGGCAACGAGUACUUCUGUGAAAUCGACGAGGAGUAUUUAACGGACCGUUUCAACCUGACGGGCCUAAACACUGAGGUCCAGUACUAUCAGUAUGCACUGGACCUGGUGACAGAUGUGUUCGACCUUGACUGCGACGACGAGAUGCGCGAGACCAUUGAAAAGUCGGCCAGACAUCUGUACGGGCUCGUUCACGCCCGCUACAUUGUCUCGACACGGGGUCUCUCCAAAAUGCUGGAAAAGUACAAAAAAGCCGACUUCGGAAAAUGUCCCCGCGUCAUGUGCAACUCGCACCCUCUCCUCCCCAUGGGCCUCUCCGACGUGCCGAACCUCAAACCGGUCAAGCUGUACUGCGCCCGCUGCGAGGACACGUACAACCCCAAGUCCUCGCGCCAUGCGUCCAUCGACGGCGCUUACUUCGGCACCUCGUUCCACAACAUCCUCUUCCAGGUCUACCCGGCCCUCGUGCCCGCAAAGAGCACCGAGCGCUACAUCCCGCGCGUGUACGGCUUCAAGGUGCAUGCCGCGGCGGCCCUCGUGCGCUGGCAGAACGGCGUGCGCGACAGUAUGCGCCGCCGCCUGCGCAAGAUGGAGGUCGAGAGCGGGUUCAAUGGCGAGGAUGAGAUUGAGGAGGAGGAGGAGGAGGAGGAGGAGGAGGAGGAAGGUGAUGACCAGCAAUUGGCCGAGUACAGGGGAGGCGCUGCCGCCGCCGGGCCGUCGGGUUUGGGGGGUGACUCGCAGAUGGGGAGCGUUGCGUAG